Molecule: messenger RNA, 3255 nt
Organism: Penicillium olsonii
Lineage: Eukaryota; Fungi; Ascomycota; Eurotiomycetes; Eurotiales; Aspergillaceae
Source: the annotation of a GenBank genome assembly
AUGCCACCCAAAAAGAGUACCAUCAAGAGCAUUCAGUACGAUGGUGGUACCAGACGGUCCCGUCGAGUCGCUCAACGACCAGAUGGUUUCUUCAGCGAGCAAGCGCAGCAGGAGCGCAAUGAAUCCUCGAGAAAAGAGCUUGAAGCGGUCAUACCCUCACGUUCUCCGAGGAAGCGAAAGGCUCCUAGUGAGCAUUCGGACUCAUCGCGGUCGAGGCUGAAGGAACUUAAGCCUCUGCCUAAGCCAGAGCCUUUGAACAAGGAGGCUUUCAUGGCCGAUCUCAAAACCGACUACACCGAGAAAAUGGAGAAGGCGAGGGCUAAGCCUAAGCUUGCUAAGAAUAAAGUGGUUUGGGGACCGGUGAAGAACCAGAUCGAUGAUCUGGAAAAGGUACCCAAGGGCUGGACCAUGGAUGAGCCGGAUCUAGACCCAAAUGACUUUACUGCUCAGAUUGCGAGAUGUAAGGAGCGUAUUCGGGAAAAGGUGAUGCCUACAGCAUAUGAGAACAAAUUGAAGGAGUUGUUGAAACUCCAGAAGGGAAGGAUGGAUCUGAUGUCUGAAAUGCCGGAUGUGAGCUUGAAGGUGGCUCUACGACUGAAAGCUCUUGAAGGAUCCUUGGCGUGGGUCCAAGAGACCGGAGAUGAGUUCAACGUCGCAUGUAGUUUAGAAGCCAUUAUCGAUGCCUACAAAUCGGGCAGUCUGGACUGGGUUGACGGUUUGGUCACAUAUUGGAACAAGGGUGUUCAACUUUGCCGACCGAGGCCCUUCGACUGGCGCGAGUUCUAUCAUCUUUAUGCUUUACACAAAGGAUCUGAAACCGGUUUCCACACGGAAGGUCUCUUUGGACCUGGGCCCCUCGGUCAGAACCUCUACUUCAACAAGUUCACACAAUGGGCACCUGACCCAACCGACACAUGGGCUAAAUUUAUUGAGGUAAAAAUUUGUUUGCGAGCCCCCCCGGAUAAUACGAGAAAUACUCUUCCCGCCGAAUUCAGCAUGAUUGAUGAUACCGGUGCAUCUAUGAUGCAAAUCUACGCAGGUGAUGUCGAUUACAUGAGAGAAAAUUGUCCCAUGACCUUGAUCGAUGGGCCAUUUGAUAUGCCUCCACUGCUCGGUGUUGUUGUAAUGGUACUGGCCGACGGAACUGAGAACAGUCGUUACUGCAGAGCAAUCGAGGCCAACCUCCGCAAACCCAAUGGAGGUUAUGCUGGCCCAUGGGAACCUAUCCCCGUCUCCAUUGAGCCGGGCGAUGCUAUUGUAAACGGCCACAAAAGGUGUCGCCUGAAUGGUCCCUGGUUGCGAUGGAGGCUCUACACCGCCACUGUUCCCCACAAGACGACACUCAAUGUUUAUAGUUACAAUCCCUCGACGUCAGCUAACAAUGUCCGCAAGAUCUCAGACGCGGGACCUGUCAUCGCUAUGGAUCAUUCCCACAUCGCGGUUCGGGACGAGGCCGAUUUUCCUGAUACCCGACAGCUUACAUCCAGCUGCCCAUUCUGCAACAAAUCAUUUCAAAAACCAGAGGUAACGCGAAGACACAGCAAGAACUGUGCAAAGAAGAGCAAUCAACCCGCGCCUCCAGCCGCCAAACCAGGCAGGAAGCGGCAAUCCUGUGAUCUCUGCUUCUUUGCCAAGGCAUCAUGCGACAAAGGCACGCCCUGUUCUCGCUGUCGGUCAUUUUCGCGUGAGUGUACUUUCUCGGUGCAACACGCUUCAAGAUCCAGCAGUCCUGCCGUCAUCCCGCGUGCACCGUCUCAUCCAUCGCGAGCGACCUUGAAAGGCAGUGGACCAUUCUCUUUUCUCCGACAUUUUGCCGAUCCCUCUUUUCAAAAAGAUCGAUUGGCAAUCGGGGAGACUGCAAAAUGCUCCGUUCGACGGAAUCUGGAAACACUCCAUUCGCAUAUCGAAGAUGCCCUCGUUCCCACGGACAUCAUGUCCACUUUUGGCGACUUUCAAAUCCCAAGCUUGCCUUUCCAAUUACCAUCAAAUCUCCCUUCAUUUGCUGAUGAGUACUUCCUAACCCAAUUCAACCCCAAUGUCCUCUUCCCCUCCAAGCUUUCAACGCAAUUAUCCGAGAUCAUGGCCGAACUAGCCGAAACCUCAAAAUCAAUGGGUCUCGGAAGUCCCGAUUCCCCACACGAGCUGGACUUCACAGAGCUGUCCCACCUCCUGGACGUCUCCCAUAUCUCAGCAUCAAUAACGGCCUUCUUCCAAUCCCUUCACUGGCACUUGCCAGUAGUUCACUUUCCCACCUUCGAUCCAGGCAAUAUAUCAAACUCCCUCCUGCUCUCAAUAUUCUUAUCUGGUGCUACAUACACCACACCGCUAGAUGGGAAAGGUCUACCAUCUGCGCUCUUCGAUGUGGCCGAGGAGUAUAUCUUCCGGCAAAUCGCGAGGCUCUCUACAUUUGCACUACCGAAGGAUCAUUCAACCAUACAGUUAAUCCAAAGUGCACUCAUUAUUGAGAUGCUUCAGUUCGGUCGCGACAAUAUGCAAACGAGACGUCGGAUUCGAAUCGUCCGGCAUCCGUGCUUGGUGUCUACUAUACGCUCCCUUGGGAUAUUCCAACUCAAGCGAGAGGCUACUCCAGAUCUUUGCGAUGAAGGUACUUGGAGGGAUUUGGUGGCGGAGGAGGUUUGUAUAAGAAUUGCUUGCUGGGGUUUCCUAGCCGACGGUUUCCUCACAGUAUGUUUCAAGAACCACCCAUCCAUAUCGGUUUUCGAAAUGAAUUGCAAUUUCCCCUGGAGUUCCGGGCUUUGGGAAGCCGAGAGCGCGUCCUCCUUCAGUAAAAUUGCCACGAGUCAUUCGACGGAGCGACCACUUCCUCGACUAAGUGACGUGGUUACACAAUUACUCGAGAAACCAUUGAGCGAAGGCCAAAUACCCUGGAGUCUAUCUAUAUCAGUGGAACACCUCCUUAUUCUCAUAUACGAAGCCAUCAACUCCGUCGCCUUCCAAGUAAGAGCAGGGCUCUUAAAAUACCUCUCCCUUGACAGAAUCCGCUGUGCCUCCAGCAACUGGAAGCGUGUCUGGGACUCCGUCAUUGGACUCUUAGACCAAGACCGUCUCCUUCACCUCGGAUAUCCAAAACACGCACAGGAGCUUUGGUGGUUGCUGAAUGCGACAUUAGAGGCGACAGGGAAAUCCGAGGCUAGGCUACAGUACAUGGAUAACAGCGCUACCGAUGAUCUGGGUGACUUGAACGAGUUUAUUCAAUGGUGCUAUCAAAGCGCACCGCAAUUAAGUGGGUAUUAA